UCUGAUGUCACUCUUCCCAUCUCUCAGGGUCCGCCAGGCUCCCAGCAGUCUCCUCACGCACAGCCCCCCCACGGCAUGGGACCACAUGGACAGCCUUUCAUGUCGCCACGGUUUCCAGGUGGACCCCGCCCCUCUCUCCGAAUGCCAAAUCAGCCUCCCGGGGGAAUCCCUGGUUCUCAGCCUCUCCUGCCAAACAGCAUGGACCCCACCAGACCACAAGGACAUCCUAAUAUGGGCGGGCCAAUGAGAAUGAACGUUCCACGAGGAAUGGGGCCCAUGGGUCCACAGAACUACGGGGGUAUGAGACCCCCUCCUAACUCCAUGGGUGGUCCUAUGCCUGGGAUGAACAUGGGACCUGGUGGUAGAGGGCCGUGGCCUGGUCCCAAUGCGAACUCAAUACAAUACUCCUCCUCAUCUCCCGGCCACUAUGUGGGUCCUCCAGGAGGAGGGGGGCCGCCCGGAACUCCCAUCAUGCCCAGCCCAGGUGACUCCAACAACUCCAGUGAAAACAUCUACACUAUGAUGAACCCUAUAGGACCAGGAGGAAACAGACCCAACUUCCCUAUGGGCCCGGGGCCUGAUGGACCGAUGGGAGCUAUGGGAGCCAUGGAACCUCACCACAUGAAUGGCUCACUAGGCUCUGGGGACAUGGACGGGUUGCCAAAGAACUCUCCUAACAACAUGGGGGGUAUGAGCAACCCUCCCGGGACGCCGCGGGACGAUGGAGAGAUGGGUGGAAACUUCCUCAACCCAUUCCAAAGUGAAAGUGCUUCUAGGACAGCCCUGGGGCAUGCUGGGCCUCUAGUGAAGGCGGAGCUUUCCGACGCUGUCUGUGGCAUAGACAGGAAACAGAGACACAGGAAGUCCCUACUCUCUAACCCCGCCCCCUGCCUCUCUGACUUCUUGUCAGGCUCUGGACAAUGAGAGAGGGGAUGAUGGAGAGACUGGAUAACAUGGACACCCUUCAGGACACAGCAUGGUAGGGUUCUGUCGGUAGCUGUCUGGAAGCUCGAUAAACAUUACAUUGGCAUUCGCUUUUAUUUUGAUAUUUUUAUUUGUUUCUAAUGGAUACAGGGGCGGAACAGGAUCUCGAAUGAUCCCCUUUUCCCU
Oncorhynchus gorbuscha (pink salmon) is the source of this 1110-nucleotide messenger RNA. Its product is annotated as single-stranded DNA-binding protein 3-like. NCBI's taxonomy places the organism in Eukaryota, Metazoa, Chordata, Actinopteri, Salmoniformes, Salmonidae. Gene Ontology annotation, cellular component: nucleus. Gene Ontology annotation, biological process: positive regulation of transcription by RNA polymerase II. The transcript has 13 exons. The record is from RefSeq and is a predicted model, not a curated record. The coding region runs from base 76 to 924 and encodes 282 amino acids.